AUGGAACUGAAGUGCGACCCAGAUUGGCAACAUGCUACCUUUGCCCUCUAUCGAUACACUCCCUCUGUUGCUGCAGCUGCGAUUUUCUGUGUCCUAUUCUUUGUAUCUACAGUGAUACACUUCAUCCAAAUGUGGAAAACGAGGAGCUGGUAUCUUACUCCACUGGUGAUAGGGUGUUUCUGUACGCUUUUUGAAUUCGUUGGAUUCGCCGCCAGAGCCGCGUCCGGGGCUGAAAAGGCUGGCUGCUGGACGCUGGGUCCUUACAUCACGCAGAGCAUGUUCAUCCUUCUGGCGCCGGCACUAUUCGCGGCGUCUAUUUACAUGAUACUUGGACGAAUCAUUCUUCUGGUCGACGGACACGAUCAUUCCAUAAUCAAGCCACGAUGGUUGACGAAAAUCUUUGUCAUUGGAGAUGUCGUCUGCUUCCUACUUCUCUCUGGGGGCAGCGGCAUUCUGGCUACGGGUAGCAGUAGUCCAUCAUCGGCUGACACCGGCAACAAUAUCAUUAUCGGAGGUCUGGUGCUACAGCUGAUCUGGUUUGGCAUUUUCGUCAUCGUUGCAGCCGUCUUCCAUUUUCGCAUGCGAUCAGUCCCAACCGUUCGCUCACAACAACCGGAGUGUCGCUGGCAAGUCUACCUCCAGACGCUUUACGUCGCGAGCUGCCUUGUUAUAAUUCGAAAUCUGUUUCGUGUUAUAGAGUAUGCUCAGGGAAACGACGGAUAUUUAUUGCAAAACGAGGCCUUUAUCUAUGUCUUUGAUGCCCUGCCAAUGCUCGUCGUUGUUGCUUGGCUUCAUUGGAGACACCCUGGCGAAAUUGGCUUACUGUUGCGUGGCGAGAAGGCUUUCAAGAAUGGCUUCCAGCUGAUCCAUGUUAGAGGCCAGAAUUGGUGA
Trichoderma reesei QM6a is the source of this 891-nucleotide messenger RNA. RefSeq lists its product as uncharacterized. The coding region runs from base 1 to 891 and encodes 296 amino acids. The record is from RefSeq and is a predicted model, not a curated record. The transcript has 3 exons. Gene Ontology annotation, cellular component: membrane. Lineage: Eukaryota; Fungi; Ascomycota; Sordariomycetes; Hypocreales; Hypocreaceae.